AUGUCUGAUUUUAUAACGAAAUUAGUUUCCAAGGCAGCCUCGAGCACGAUAGCUCAGCCAAACCCAGAAAGCACUCCAAUAUUCAAGAUUAUCUUCAAACCAGACAAUCGUGACAGUCACAUCACCUCCAUCCAUCUCGCACAUUCUCCAAAUCCAACUCCUUUGUUCAUUGUCCGGACUCAAUGGUUCCACAAGCCGAACACAAUUCUCUUUUGCAACGGCGCUGAAAUCGGUCACGCCACCUUCCCCAACUUUCGCCAUACCACCGUGAUCACCUACCAAGGCCAAUCAUUUCCGAUGAGAGUCAGCGGCUUGACAGGAUAUCAAUCAUUUGAUGCUCCCAUUCUUGGGAGGUUAAAGUGGCAACCUGCAAUCAUGGUCGGAAGCACAAUUGAGCUGAAAGAUUCAUAUGGUAAUAAGCUGGGCCGAUUCAAGCCGGCAGACAUUCCAGGCACGACCAAGGAAAAAAUGCUGGAACUAUAUUUUGCGACAGAUGAAUAUAAUCUAGGAUUAUUGGUUUUGACAGUGAUGGCAGCAGCGGCGCAAGUUCCCAAAGGAGACGCCGCGGGGGCUGUUGGUGAUGUUGUGAGUGCGGUAGCUAGCAUUUAG
Molecule: messenger RNA, 609 nt
Organism: Glarea lozoyensis ATCC 20868
Lineage: Eukaryota; Fungi; Ascomycota; Leotiomycetes; Helotiales; Helotiaceae
Exons: 3
Coding region: 1-609 (202 amino acids)
Source: RefSeq, a predicted model, not a curated record